This is a messenger RNA of Lactuca saligna, 804 nucleotides long. The record is from the annotation of a GenBank genome assembly. NCBI's taxonomy places the organism in Eukaryota, Viridiplantae, Streptophyta, Magnoliopsida, Asterales, Asteraceae.
AUGGCGGAUUAUCACUUUGUGUACAAAGAUGUUGAAGGAGCAUCAACACAAUGGGAUGAUAUUCAAAGAAAGCUUGGAAAUUUACCUCCAAAACCCCCUGCCUUCAAACCCGAUCCUUUUACUCCUGCAGAAGAUGAAGAUUCAAAACCUAAAGACAAAAAUUGGAUCGAUAACAAGACAGAAGAAGAACUUGAAGAUCUAGAGGAUGAUCUUGAUGAUGAUCGAUUCCUUGAAGAAUACAGGAGAAAGAGAUUAGCAGAGAUGAAGCAAAUCGUGAAAGUUGCAAAAUUCGGAUCAAUCAUACCGAUUUCUGGAUCAGAUUUUAUACGCGAGGUAUUACAAGCUCCAUCUGACGUAUGGGUAGUGGUUCUUUUAUAUAAAGACGGGUACCCUGAAUGUGGAGUACUAAUGCAAUGUCUUGAAGAACUUGCAACAAUGUAUUCGGCCACAAAGUUUGUUAAAAUUAUAUCAACUGACUGUAUUCCUAAUUACCCCGAUCGCAAUCUUCCCACUUUGUUGGUCUAUAAUAACAGCGCAGUGAAGGCGAAUUACGUGGGUUUACAUACUUUUGGUCGCAGAUGCACUCCGGAAGCCAUUAUGUUCUAUUUCCUUUUGUUGUUAAUGGAUUUGGGUUAUGUGUUGGGUGUUGCUAUGAUUUUGUGUCAAUCGGAUCCUGUUCUUAACGAUGGGCAGAGUGAAGGUGAAGCUUCUAGAGAUGCUGUUCUUGAAGGGGUGAGGAGGAGGUUUAUAGAGAAAGUGGUGACUCAACAUGAAAAUGAUGAUGAUGGGUCAUCGAGUGAUUAG